Molecule: messenger RNA, 887 nt
Organism: Durio zibethinus
Lineage: Eukaryota; Viridiplantae; Streptophyta; Magnoliopsida; Malvales; Malvaceae
Product: NADH-ubiquinone oxidoreductase 20.9 kDa subunit-like
Cellular component (GO): respiratory chain complex I
Source: RefSeq, a predicted model, not a curated record
GGAAACAGAUCAAUUUGGACCGGGGGGUGUUCAGUUCUGUUUUACCAUCUAUGAGAAAGUGAGUCGUCGAACUUGAGCAAUAAUCAGAGCGACAGCCCUGCAAAAGCGAAAGAAAGAUCAAAGAUGAACACAGACAUAACGGCUUCGGUGAAACCUGAGUACCCAGUUGUAGAUCGAAACCCUCCUUUCACCAAAGUCGUUGGCAAUUUCAACACCCUCGAUUACCUCCGUUUCGUUACUAUCACUGGGGUUUCUGUCACCGUCGGCUACCUCUCUGGGAUAAAACCGGGAAUAAAAGGGCCGUCAAUGGUGACAGGGGGGCUGAUAGGGCUAAUGGGAGGGUUUAUGUACGCCUACCAGAACUCAGCGGGUCGACUCAUGGGAUUUUUCCCUAAUGAGGGUGAGGUCGCUCGUUACCAGAAACGUGGAUUCAACAACUAGACUUCUUUCGUUCUUUCUUUCUCCUUUAUUCCCUUUUUUGUUAUAAAUGUUUGUCAAAGAUAUUUUGGAUGUCAAUAAUCACAUUGCUUUCGCUGAUUUCGUUUCAAGGCUUUUGUUUUGCUGCUGUAUUUUUAGGGGCUUUAAAAAGUGACUUUUGGGUCUAAUAUCCCAAUGAUGGGAGUGUUAUCCCUUUUCCUUCUCAUUGAAUGAUUGUUAGAAGGUACCGAUCUUUUUUUUUUUUAAUUAUUCUUUUUAUGUUGUUUUUCUGAAUUGGAUUUGUUGGAGUGAACUUCUGCCUUUUAUGACUGCAUACAUCCUUGGGAUGCAAUUGAUCAGUGCAAAACUGAUAUUCUGUCUGCAGAAUAAAUGAGACCAACAUUUGAGUUUUCAUUGCUGGGUUUGCCCUAACAAGUUACAUUAAAUUGAAAAUAUUUUAGUUUAUGUUU